This is a messenger RNA of Aspergillus wentii DTO 134E9, 1833 nucleotides long. RefSeq lists its product as uncharacterized. NCBI's taxonomy places the organism in Eukaryota, Fungi, Ascomycota, Eurotiomycetes, Eurotiales, Aspergillaceae. The record is from RefSeq and is a predicted model, not a curated record. The transcript has 3 exons. Gene Ontology annotation, molecular function: ubiquitin-like modifier activating enzyme activity; tRNA threonylcarbamoyladenosine dehydratase activity. Gene Ontology annotation, cellular component: mitochondrial outer membrane. Gene Ontology annotation, biological process: cyclic threonylcarbamoyladenosine biosynthetic process. Bases 206 to 1738 code for a protein of 510 amino acids.
UCGGAAUUGAAGAUGGUAAGUACAGCUUCUUCCAGAGAUGUGCUAUUAAAGCACAUAAUUCCGGACCUUGCCUCGGGAUAACCUGGUUCUGAUGCCGUUUUAGAUAUCCCGGACUUGAUCGAAAGCGCCGUCGCAAUUUUGUACCGAAUCGAGAAACGCAACAGAAGAGGGAAACGAAUACAAAGAAAGGGGUGAUAUCCGAAGAAUGUCCUCCUUUAUCCAGCAUCACGCUGGAUCCCACCAGUCGCAGCUUGCUGCUACCGCGGUGAUUUCGGGAGCCGCUGUCGCAGGCGCUAUACUUGGUUACCAGGCUUAUAGACGGAGAGAAGCUGUAGAGAACCUCAAAGCUUCGAUUCCAGAUAUCAAUGAUAAGCAUCAUGCGGAAAAGCUCACGGAAUAUGGCGCCCCAGCACCGCCCAUGAGCAAGGAAGAUGAGCGCAGUGCAGCACUUGCGCGUCGGGCUCAGCAGGGUGACUACGAUGAUGAACUUAUCCUCGAACAACUCGCCCGCAAUCGUGUGUUCCUCACCGACGAAGGUCUUGCGAAACUCCGGUCAUCUUUCAUAAUUGUUGUAGGAUGUGGUGGUGUUGGAUCGCACGCUGCAACUACUCUUGCCCGGUCCGGAGUCUCCAAGAUCCGACUUAUCGACUUUGACCAAGCCACAUUGUCUUCGCUGAACAGACACGCUGUUGCCACUCUGGCAGAUGUUGGAACACCGAAAGUGCACUGCAUCCGAAAGAGAUUGGAACAGAUCACACCAUGGGUCCAAUUCGACUGUCGGAACCAACUGUUCGGCGGAUCGGUCGCUGAUGAACUACUAGCACCCUGGUCCAUGGGCAGUGAUGCAGGACAGAAGCCGGAUUACGUGCUUGAUUGCAUCGACAACAUUACCUCAAAGGUUGAGUUGCUGCAUUACUGUCACUCUCACUCCAUUCCUGUGAUCUCGUCCAUGGGAGCAGGAUGCAAGUCUGACCCUACACGUGUCGUGGUUGGCGAUAUUUCACUCAGCACGGAUGACCGUCUCUCGCGCAGCACCCGACGCCGCUUGAAGAUCCUGGGAGUUACUUCCGGCAUCCCGGUGGUUUUCUCAACCGAGAAACCUGCUCCUGGAAAAGCGAGCCUCCUCCCGCUCGCCGAGGAGGAGUUCUCAAAGGGUCAGAUUGGAGAGCUGAGUGUUCUGCCUGACUUCCGUGCCCGCAUUCUCCCUGUGCUCGGAACCAUGCCUGCUGUCUUCGGAUACACAGUCGCAAACCACGUUAUCUGCGAUGUUUCGGGCUACCCCAAUGACUACAGCAUUGGUGGAAAGGGCAGAGACAAGCUGUACGAUACAAUCAUCGCGGGCAUGCAGGGUCUAUAUGAGCGCUUGGCCCGGAGUGAAGUCGGCAAAGACCUGGUCGGACUUCGUCUCCCGAUCAGCAAGGAUGAUGUUGGAUAUCUCGUCGACGAUAUCUGGAGAGGAAAGAGUGUUGUCAGCGGCCUUCCCAACCGUUUGCUGUUGAUCUCCUGGGAACGACCGGCACGAGGGUUUGGACCCGACCCUCAAUGGGAAAAGGAGGGGCAAAAGUUCAUCCCACUUGAGAUGAAAGACCUUGUCUGCAUGACCAAGGAGGAAGCUACUCGACACGAAAAGGAAGUUCUCCGGGGUGGAAAGAAGGUGGAAGAGUUAUACGACGAGAAGACCAUACAGACGGUUAAGCAGCGGAUGGAAGAGAUCGAGUUCUACGAACGUUACCGAUAAUGACUGUCCUCGGGAGUUUAGUAUACUGGAAAACUAUCUAUGUUGUAUAAAAGGAAAAGAAAGAAUCAAUGAAGCCAUGAAACAUCUUAUUACCG